AUGCUGACCGCGCCUUCAGAUGAAUCACCAGAAACUCGCCAUACCAACCCAAUCAAGAGCAUCCACUCAACCGUGAAAGAGGAGUACUUGGGAGCCUUCAGGACCAAGUCCUUCACGGACAUGUGUAUCCAAAUCCAAAAGCACCUCAACACCACCAAUUCCAACGGGAAACUAAAAAACCAAGACUACACACACCUUCUGGAACCCAAGCAAGAAGUCCUAUCCUCCAUCAUCCACCGCACCACCCACCUCCCCUCCCUCCUCCUCGACUACUUCGACGCCAGCCUCCACGCCUGCAACUUCUGCGGCUCCCUCAUCGAAUCCAUCCAUCAAGCCCGCGCCGACCACCGCAUCCUCCGAGGAGUCCUUGACCUCGCCACCGCCGGCCACCGCACCGAGGACCAGCACCACUCCAUGGCAUCCAACCUCGUGCUCUUCUCCAGGCUCGACAACCCCUUCUCGGGACCCAAUCCUACUAAAUUCCAAAGAAUCCACGAAGCAUAUGGCCUGAUGGCGAGGCAGCUGGUGUCGGCCCACGGGAAGGUCGUGCAGCGUCCGAGGUGUAUGAACUUGCCAUGCGGUGUCAUCGCCAUGGUGGAGAAUUUUGUGGGAGAGGAUGGAUCGGUGGCUCGGAAGGGAGCUCAGCUCGACGCAGCGGCGCGACUGGCGUUCGCACUCGACUGGGACUUCGACACCAUGAGCAGGAUGGUGAGGAGGCUGCAUGAUGAGGUGGAGCAUGGGAGGGAUGUGAUCAGGUUGUUCAUGGAGGAUGGAGACAUGGAAGGAGGAUGGAUGGUGCUAAGAGAGGUGGUGAGGGAGCUGCAGGUCAGUGAGCGUUGCUUUAUGAAUCAGUUGGUAGAGUUGGAGGAGCAUGUCUGCUUGUGCUUCCUUAACAUUAAUAGGGCGAGGAGGAUGGUGUUGGAGGAGAUGGUUGUUCACCAAUGA
This is a messenger RNA of Elaeis guineensis (African oil palm), 945 nucleotides long. Its product is annotated as putative UPF0496 protein 2. NCBI's taxonomy places the organism in Eukaryota, Viridiplantae, Streptophyta, Magnoliopsida, Arecales, Arecaceae. The record is from RefSeq and is a predicted model, not a curated record.